AUGGCCGCCCGUCCGCGGGGCCGCGGGGUGUCGGCGGCGCCCUGAGGCGGCGCGGCGCGGCCAUGGUGCCUCGAGGAGCCGCUCUGCCGCCGGGCACCGAACCGCCGCCGCCGUCGGUGUGAGAAGCGCGGAGCCACCGCCGCGCCACCGGGGAGCGGGAGCGAGAGGAGGAGGAGGAGGAGGAGGAGGCGGCGGCGACCCCGCGGGUUCAGUCUGCUGCCAAUUCACAGAAAGGGAAGAGAAUGGCUGCAAAGGAGAAGUUGGAGGCAGUAUUAAACGUGGCCCUAAGGGUCCCCAGCAUCAUGCUGUUGGAUGUCUUGUACAGAUGGGAUGUCAGCUCAUUCUUCCAGCAGAUCCAAAGAAGUAGCCUGCACAACAACCCUCUCUUCCAGUACAAGUACUUGGCCCUUAAUAUGCAUUAUGUGGGUUACAUCUUAAGUGUUGUGCUCCUAACUUUACCAAGGCAACACCUGGUUCAGCUUUACCUGUACUUUCUGACUGCACUGCUGCUUUAUGCUGGGCACCAAAUUUCCAGGGAUUAUGUGAGGAGCGAACUGGAAUCAGGCUAUGAAGGACCAAUGUACUUGGAGCCUCUCUCUAUGAACCGUUUCAUGACUGCUUUAGUAGGGCAGCUGGUGGUGUGCACGCUCUGCUCCUGCGUCAUGAAGACCAAGCAGAUCUGGCUCUUCUCCGCGCACAUGCUCCCUCUGCUGGCUCGGCUCUGCCUCGUCCCGCUCGAGACCAUCGUCAUCAUCAACAAAUUCGCCAUGAUUUUCACCGGCUUGGAAGUUCUCUACUUCCUGGCAUCAAAUCUUCUGGUGCCCUAUAACUUGGCGAAGUCUGCGUACAGAGAGCUUGUCCAGGUGGUGGAGGUGUAUGGGCUCCUGGCACUGGGAAUGUCUCUGUGGAACCAGCUGGUGGUCCCAGUGCUUUUCAUGGUGUUCUGGCUCGUCUUAUUUGCUCUUCAGAUCUAUUCCUAUUUCAGUACACGGGACCAGCCUGCCUCCAGAGAGAGGCUCCUCUUCCUCUUCUUGACCAGUAUUGCCGAAUGCUGUAGCACUCCAUACUCACUGCUGGGAUUGGUCUUCACAGUCUCUUUUGUUGCUUUGGGAGUUCUGACUCUCUGCAAGUUUUACUUGCAGGGUUACCGAGCGUUCAUGAACGAUCCUGCUAUGAACAGGGGGAUGACUGAAGGAGUCACACUCCUGAUCCUGGCCGUGCAGACAGGUUUGAUUGAGCUCCAAGUUGUGCAUCGGGCGUUCCUGCUCAGUAUUAUUCUUUUCAUUGUGGUGGCAUCCAUCCUUCAGUCCAUGCUGGAAAUUGCUGAUCCCAUUGUCUUGGCACUGGGAGCCUCAAGGGACAAGAGUCUGUGGAAGCACUUCCGAGCAGUCAGCCUCUGUCUGUUCUUACUCGUGUUCCCCGCAUACAUGGCCUACAUGAUUUGUCAGUUUUUCCACAUGGAUUUCUGGCUGUUGAUCAUUAUCUCCAGCAGUAUUCUAACCUCUCUUCAGGUGCUUGGGACCCUCUUCAUUUAUGUUCUGUUCAUGGUGGAGGAGUUCAGGAAAGAGCCAGUGGAGAACAUGGACGAUGUGAUCUACUACGUGAACGGCACCUACCGGCUGCUGGAGUUCCUGGUGGCUCUGUGCGUGGUGGCCUAUGGAGUCUCAGAAACCAUCUUUGGAGAGUGGACUGUCAUGGGCUCCGUCAUCAUCUUCAUCCACUCCUACUACAACGUGUGGCUGCGGGCCCAGCUGGGCUGGAAGAGUUUCCUCCUUCGCAGAGACGCUGUGAAUAAGAUAAAAUCUCUGCCCGUGGCCACAAAGGAGCAGCUGGAGCAGCACAAUGACAUCUGUGCCAUCUGCUACCAGGAUAUGAAGACUGCUGUAAUCACUCCAUGUAGCCAUUUUUUUCAUGCGGGUUGUCUUAAGAAAUGGCUGUACGUGCAAGAAACCUGCCCUCUGUGCCACUGCCAACUGAAGAGCCCUUCACAGCUCCCGGGACUGGGACCAGAGCCAGUGCAGCAGCCAAAUCCUAGUGCAGAGCAAAACACCAGGCCUGGAGAUGCAGCUGAGCCUGGUGCUGAAUGUGACCACAGGCCAAGCGUGAAGGACAGCCCGAGCAGGGGCCACGAUGGACACGACAGCCCCGAGGCCUCUGCCCACCCGGGGGAGUCUCACAGCAUGGACAGUGACACGAGCCCCUGUGAGGCCAGCCAGGGAGCAGCCUGUGCUGCAGAACUCAUUGCAGCCCCAGAGGGGUGUUCUGCUCGAGAUCUGGGGGUUUGUGUCCAGCUCUGAGAACACAGAGGAUGACGUGGGAACAAACACAUUUCAGAGAUCCACGUUUGACUCAGAAGAAAACCAAUCCUUCCACAGCUGUGAAAGAAGUGUAGCUAUUAAUGCUGGUCAAAAUGUAAUCUCCCAUGCUGAUUUUUAUGGGCUGCUUGAUAGUGGUAACUCCAGUGAGAUGUAGUAGAAAUGACUCCAGAAGCUCUCUGAACUGUGGGCAUAGGAAGGAUGUCUGGGAAUAAAUAGCAGUGCUAGAGUGUUUUCAAGACGUAGGUGAGGGGUGAGAGGAGUGAGGGGUCUGUGAGACGUUGUGGCCAGAGGGACAGGAGGCUGCCUUGGUUUUGGUCAGGGAGAGGAGUUGCACAGAGCCACGUCCCAGGUCCUGAGGGGCGUUACGGGCCGUGAGCUGCCGGUCUCUGGCAGAUGGGCAGCUCUGGUUGCUGACAUUUUCUAUGGCACGUAAGCAAAAAUCAAAGAUGUAACAGCAGUGAUUGUACCAGGAGGUGGAAGCACUCUUAAUACGUCGUGUGUAUGCUUUGGGUGUUCUUGGGGCAGUUGCAUUUGAAUUUAUGUAAUCUAUAGUGACUCUUGACUUUUAUGACAGAGUCGUCAAUAUUUUGAUGUAUAUGAAACUUCUGCUCAUAAUGGGCACAGUGUGGGCUGCAUGAAGUAAACUAAAGCUCUCAUGAACACUUUGCCUCUGCAGGAGGAAAGUGGGAUGAGUUUUAGGGCACGGAUAGAGGCCUUGCAGGACUGUGCUGUGUAAUGUUAACCCUUGCAGCUGAAUUAAAGCAGUAUUAAACUCUGGCGAUAUUUGCACUUUGGGAAUGAGUACAUUAUUGUGUAUGAUCAGACUCCGCAAAUGCCACUUUUAAAAGCUGUUAAUAGGUUUGCACCUUUUUUUCUUUGACAAGGACAUGUCCAUACUUAAAUUUUUACAUUCAUCAUGGCUUCAAGUAGAACAAGGGACUGGGGUGGGGAAAUAGGCGGGAGUAGGGGGCAGGCAAUUUUUUUAUGUGAAUUUUGAUAUGAAGAGAAAUUAGUCACUUAUUUAUACGAUAGGCUUGACUCAAGUGUUUUUCAAAGUCGGUAUUCCUAAUGUGAAAUGUGAUACUAUUUUAUUUUUAGUAGUAAAUUUGGAUGUAGACUGACAGACAUAGCUGAAUGUCUUAAUAAAUUACAUUUGAAGAUUUUUA
Vidua chalybeata is the source of this 3484-nucleotide messenger RNA. RefSeq names its product ring finger protein 145 (gene RNF145). The coding region runs from base 243 to 2297 and encodes 684 amino acids. Gene Ontology annotation, molecular function: zinc ion binding; ubiquitin protein ligase activity. NCBI's taxonomy places the organism in Eukaryota, Metazoa, Chordata, Aves, Passeriformes, Viduidae. Gene Ontology annotation, cellular component: endomembrane system; endoplasmic reticulum. The record is from RefSeq and is a predicted model, not a curated record. The transcript is spliced from 11 exons.